UCACUUUUAUCCUUUUUUUCCUCGUCUAAUAAACAAACUUGUACGAAAAGAACAAAAGCUGUGGCUCGGCGCGAGUGCUCACCACCGUUGUCAGCGUGAGAACCCCCAUGCAUUUUUUCCUCUUGUCGAUCUUUGCUUUAGAUCUCUUUUCUCUCUGCAAAGGUUUCGUUAAUUGAAGGAGAAUUUAGUCAAAUACAAAAAUCAAAGAGAGAAUGAAGGGUACCAGCGAUUUUGUAGAAUUGCUUGGACCAGAUUUGUCAAUGAAGAUCAUGAUGUGUUUGGAGGAUCCCUCUGAUCUUGUUCGAGUCAGCGCUGUCUCAAUUAUGUGGCGUCAAUUUGUGAUUGCUAAUGGCCUAUGUAGGCAACUCUGGCAUAGAAUGUUUCCUGAGGUAUCAAACAUUGAUAACAUUUUUGAAGUUAAAAAUAUGACUGAAGGCGUGGAAUUCGAGCCAGAUGAUUCUACAGGAGGAGCUCAUCUAGAGAGGGAUCACAGAGUGUUUGCGUUUUUGACUCGAGGGCUUACUUCUUAUAUGAGAAAUGAUUGCAUAUCAGAUGCUAUAUGUGCAUCCAGCACUGAUCAUUAUCCUCGUGAAAGCAUAAAAAAUACACUAGAACCAAGUGAUGUUGUUGACGACAGACCAUCAUACUGGUCAAGCAAGGGCUCAAUUGAUGUUGCAUUUCCUGAAACAUUAAUAUAUAGAUUGGCUGCACGACUAUGUGUGAUUUCUGAAAUUCAUGUAAAGCCAUUUCAAGCAUAUUUUCAGUUAGGGUUCCCUAUAUAUUCAUCUAAGGCUGUAAGAUUUCUGGUGGGGCAUCCAAAGGUUCCUUUGGACGUUCAGGAUGUCGAAGAAUUUUCAGAUGACAAGUAUGUAUGGACAUAUACAUCGCCAGAAUUUCCAAUGGCUCAAGAGAAUUUCUUGCAAAAAUUUAAGCUGCCAAAACCUGUACUUUGCAUCGGAGAAAUUCUGAAAGUAGAGCUCUUGGGCAGAGUUCAGACACAAGAAACGGAUGAACUAUACUAUAUAUGCAUUACACAUGUUGAAGUGGUUGGUAGAUUGGUUUUACCAGCAUUCGAUAUCAAAAUUCCAGAAUUGGGAAAAUGCUUAUUGGAGUACCACCCUGAAGCUGCACAUUCUUCAUCACCUGCAAAAUCUUCGCAAGGGGAUUCAAGUAGCCCUUCACAGGUUUUAGCUAGUAUAUGGAGCUGAGAGCAAAUUAUCCUCUUUAACACAUUCGAGGGAGACGAUGGUGGAGAGUGACCAUUGUGAUGAAAUCAACUGUAUUACUAUUUUAAGAUCGUGUUUGGUACUGUAGUUGACAAAUCUGUCAAGUAUUAUGUAAGCAAUAUAAUAAUAAGACUAUUUCUAAAUCAGGGUCACUUCUAUAAUAA
Olea europaea var. sylvestris is the source of this 1390-nucleotide messenger RNA. RefSeq names its product F-box protein At4g00755-like. Gene Ontology annotation, molecular function: protein binding. NCBI's taxonomy places the organism in Eukaryota, Viridiplantae, Streptophyta, Magnoliopsida, Lamiales, Oleaceae. The record is from RefSeq and is a predicted model, not a curated record. The coding region runs from base 213 to 1208 and encodes 331 amino acids. The transcript has 6 exons.